Molecule: messenger RNA, 783 nt
Organism: Aspergillus terreus NIH2624
Lineage: Eukaryota; Fungi; Ascomycota; Eurotiomycetes; Eurotiales; Aspergillaceae
Product: putative 2,3-diketo-5-methylthio-1-phosphopentane phosphatase
Exons: 2
Coding region: 1-783 (260 amino acids)
Source: RefSeq, a predicted model, not a curated record
AUGCAAGACACGGGCCAUGUGCUCUUCGACAACUUAGGGUGUGGCGAAAAGCGCCGCCAGCUGCUCGACCAGCAAAUCAAGACGGGCGAGCGGUCCUUCCGGGAGGUCUCCGAGGAGAUGUGGGGGUCGCUGCGCGUGCCCUUCGAGGACGGCUUCACCGUCAUGGAGAAGGAGCUCGACAUCGACUCCGGCUUCCGCGAGUUCCAUGAUUUCUGCCUGGCCAAUGAUAUCCAGUUCAACGUCAUCAGCGCGGGUCUGAAGCCGAUUCUGCGCCGGGUGCUGGACACCUUCCUCGGGGAAAAGGCCGCAUCUCAGAUCCAGAUCGUCGCCAACGACGCCGAAAUCCACCCCGACGGCUCGCAGUGGAAACCGAUCUGGCGCCACGAGUCCGAGCUCGGCCACGACAAGGCCCUGUCCAUGAAGGAGGGCCGCGCCCAGGCGGCGGAACUCGCCGAGGACGACGAGAUGCCACUGAUCAUCUUUAUCGGCGACGGCGUGUCGGACCUCCCGGCGGCCCGUGAGGCAGAUGUGCUCUUUGCGCGGAAGGGCCUGCGGCUGGAGGAGUACUGCGUCGAGAACCAGAUCCCGUACACCGGGUUCGACAGCUUCACCGACGUCAAGCGCGAGAUCCAGGCGAUCAUGAAGGAGGACCAGGAGAAGACCGGGGGUGUGGGCAAGCCCGCGCGGUUUAACCCCCGCGCCAAUAUGUGGCGACGAGUCUCCAGCAGGCAGUCGGUAUGUUGGCGUGCGAUUAUGGACUCCCGGAACAAGUGCUUACUUUGA